CCUCUCCGUCUGCGCAGGCGCACGGAAAUGCUGAGGCGCGCGGCUGGACGCGGAGACCGAGAACACUGAGGCGGAGCGGAAGGAGGGUCAGGGGUGUGAUGUGACGGACGCUGCGACCACGUGUUUCCAGGAGAGGAAGGCGGUACGGAGUCACGUGAGCGGUGCGAAGUUUGAGAAGACGUAGAAUGAGUCAGUGGCGGUCGGUGAAACAAGGGGAACUCUGCCUUGCCCACGCUUUUACUUUGUGCUUGACGGACUCGAGAGGCAGUUUAGGACCCGGAACAAGAACGCCGGGCUACAGAAAGGAUGAAGUACCUUCUUGACCUGAUCCUGCUGCUGCCUCUGCUUAUUGUCUUCUGCAUUGAGUCUUUCAUCAAGCGUUUGAUUCCCAAGAAGAAAAAAUCCGUCGCUGGAGAGAUCGUUCUGAUCACCGGAGCUGGUCAUGGGAUUGGAAGACUGACCGCCUACGAAUUUGCCAAACUAAACACCAAACUGGUUCUGUGGGAUAUCAAUAAGAAUGGCAUCGAGGAAACAGCGGCGAAGUGCAGGAAGCUAGGUGCCCAGGUCCAUCCCUUUGUGGUGGACUGCAGCCAGCGGGAAGAGAUUUACAGCGCUGUGAGAAAGGUAAAGGAAGAAGUUGGAGAUGUUAGCAUUCUGGUAAAUAAUGCCGGCGUUGUCUACACUGCAGAUCUAUUUGCUACGCAGGACCCUCAGAUUGAAAAGACUUUCGAAGUCAAUGUGCUUGCACACUUUUGGACCACCAAGGCAUUUCUCCCAGCCAUGAUGAAGAAUAAUCAUGGUCAUGUUGUCACCGUGGCGUCGGCAGCAGGGCACACCGUCGUUCCCUUCCUGCUGGCUUACUGUUCUAGCAAGUUUGCUGCUGUUGGCUUCCACAGAGCCUUGACUGAUGAACUGGCUGCCUUGGGAUGCACUGGAGUCCGAACAUCCUGCCUCUGCCCUAACUUCAUAAAUACCGGCUUCAUCAAGAACCCGAGCACCAAUUUAGGGCCCACCCUGGAACCUGAGGAGGUGGUAGAGCAUCUCAUGCACGGGAUCCUCACUAACCAGAAGAUGAUCUUCGUCCCGGGCUCUAUAGCGCUUUUGACAGUAUUGGAAAGGGUGUUUCCUGAGAGAUUCCUGGACGUUCUAAAGCGCAGGAUCAACGUUAAGUUCGAUGCUGUUGUUGGCUACAAAGAUAAAUGACGCAGACCGCCUGGUUUUCCUGAAAGCUGAAUCACUGGAUUCAAGUUGAUCUCACCAAAUAUUAAUCCAAAUUCUGAUGUUUUUAAUGUUUUCUCUUUAUCUUGUCUCUUCAUUGCCUCCCCUUGAAGCUGUGACCAUUUCCAUGAAAGCCAGUUUCCUGUCAUGGACCCAAACAGCCCUAAGGAAGUUGCUCCUAUGAAGAAGGGGCAGGGACGAUUGGCCUCGUGAUAGCGAUUUCCCCAGAUACUGUAGCUCACCACCGGGUUAUCAGAACUUGAACUGUCACUUUUUACUUAUGGUAUCUGUAACUGUACUUUAGUUUGUUCGAUUCACACUCUCCGCUCCGUCCCGUAUAACGUUAGAAACCUUAACCUCCCCGGGUAGAAUGAAGGACUGAGUCUAGUGUCAUUUCACAGCGGUGUCAUGUGCUCUGAAACAUUCCGUCCCAUGUAUCAGCGCUGUUUCCUGAGACGCCGGCCCAAGGUAGCUUGAAGUAAAAGUGUCUGUGAGAUUUCGGGCUGGGGACAGAUGGACAGGUGGACAGGUGGAAAUAAUAAAUGGACCAAAACUCAUGCUCAGUGUCUCUAUCUGCUGCAAAGAGACCAUGGCUUGACCUCUAAAUAAAAGGAAAAUCAUUAACUUGAUAAA
Rattus norvegicus (Norway rat) is the source of this 1851-nucleotide messenger RNA. It is a transcript of the gene Hsd17b11, whose product is annotated as hydroxysteroid (17-beta) dehydrogenase 11. The record is from RefSeq and is a predicted model, not a curated record. Gene Ontology annotation, cellular component: cytoplasm; endoplasmic reticulum; lipid droplet. Gene Ontology annotation, molecular function: estradiol 17-beta-dehydrogenase [NAD(P)+] activity; steroid dehydrogenase activity. NCBI's taxonomy places the organism in Eukaryota, Metazoa, Chordata, Mammalia, Rodentia, Muridae. Gene Ontology annotation, biological process: androgen catabolic process.